UUGAAGAUGUAUGUAACAUAGAACAUAUUACACACUUCUAUUCUCUCUCUUCUUCUACUUUGCUACUGUAUUUGUGAAGUACUUUCUCAUGGAUCUUAUUCCGGGUCUUCCAAACGAUGUGGCGCUCGAUUGUCUGAUUCGGGUUCCUUUUAACCAAUUUCCUAUUGCCGCGUCAGUCUGCAGAGGGUGGAAGGUUGAGAUUGAAAUGCCGGAGUUCCGACAGCUCCGGAAGGCAGUUGGCCUGAGCAGAUCCAUCUCCGUAAUGGCGCAGGCUCGGGUCGAUCCGACACGGAAUCACCGAGGAGGGCUCAAGGUCUCGGCUACGCCCGUUUACCGCCUCACAGUAUGUGACCCGGAGACCAGCAUUUGGUGGGAGCUACCACCUGUGCCGGGACUCUCUGAUGGGUUGCCAGUGUUUUGUCAGCUCGUUGGGGUCGGUUCGGAACUGGUGGUGAUGGGUGGGUGUAGCCCGGUAACUUGGGAGGCUUCAAAUUCGGUGUUUAUUUACAAUUUUGUCUUGGCCAAGUGGCGGCGUGGAGCUGAUAUGCCAGGUGGCAGAAGGUUGUUUUUUGCUUGUGCGUCCGAUUCUGAUCGGACGGUGUUCGUUGCGGGUGGUCAUGACGAUGACAAAAAUGCUUUGAGAUCUGCGAUGGCGUAUGCCGUGGUAGAGGACAAGUGGGUCCCAAUGCCUGACAUGGCAAGGGAGCGGGACGAGUGCAAGGGCUUAUUCCACGAUGGCAAGUUCCACGUCAUCGGCGGAUUUUGUACCGAGAUGCAAGGGCGAUUCGAGAGUAGUGCCGAAGCGUUUGAUAUCGCCACGUGGCAGUGGGGCGAGGUACAGGAAGACUUCUUUGAUGCUGCCACGUGUCCGAGGACCUGCGUGGAUGGUGGUGAUGGAAGGAUCAUCAUGUGCCGUGAAGGUAACGUAAUGGCUAUUAAAGAUGGCAAUUGGCAAGUCAUCGCUGGACUGCCUGCUGAGGUGUCAAAUGCAGCAUAUGUGUCCACAUGGCAAGGCAAGUUGUUAGCGAUUGGUUGUGCAAAUUUUGGUGAGCCCCACAUAGCUUAUGUGAUGGACCUCAAGGAUCAGACGUGGACAAAAGUAGAAAUAUCGGAGGAAUUCACCGGCCAUGUUCAGUCGGGUUGUUUUAUAGAGAUUUAGUAAUCAAAGUGGAUGUACAUACUUGACAUGUGUCAAAUUGGUGUGAUAAGAUUAACAUGUUCGAGAAAUAAUAUAUUAGGAUUUUCUUCAAUUAUUUAGAAUUGGGAUACAAAAUUUGAGAGUCGAAACUAAGUCGUGUAAACUUAAAUUUAAAUUUACGUGAGUAAAGAAUUAAACCGUGUAAACUUCUUUGGAACUACUUACAUUAUUCUUUUUCUUAUAAUGAUAAAAAAAAAAAAAAAAAAGAAGUUAAAAAUUGAAAAUUCCGACUGAGAAAGCAACAAUAGACAAGUGUCACUAAUUCACUAAUUAGCGGGGCAUAUCAAACAAAUAUUUUUUUUAUUUUUAUUUUUUUACAAAAUGUAUAAUCAUGUUACAUGCACAUGUAGAUGUCCAUAAUAUCUCUAACAUUUAAAAAAAUUAAAU
Molecule: messenger RNA, 1585 nt
Organism: Cornus florida
Lineage: Eukaryota; Viridiplantae; Streptophyta; Magnoliopsida; Cornales; Cornaceae
Product: F-box/kelch-repeat protein At1g80440-like
Exons: 1
Coding region: 89-1159 (356 amino acids)
Biological process (GO): negative regulation of cytokinin-activated signaling pathway; regulation of phenylpropanoid metabolic process
Molecular function (GO): protein binding
Source: RefSeq, a predicted model, not a curated record